Messenger RNA from Leptosomus discolor (cuckoo roller), 613 nucleotides. The record is from RefSeq and is a predicted model, not a curated record. Lineage: Eukaryota; Metazoa; Chordata; Aves; Leptosomiformes; Leptosomidae.
GAAAGAGCCCAGUCUACAAUGAUGAAUGCUGACAUGGAUGCUGUUGAGGCUGAGAAUCAGGUGGAAUUAGAAGAGAAAACACGGCUUAUUAAUCAAGUUUUGGAACUGCAGCACACACUUGAAGAUCUCUCAGCACGAGUAGAUGCUGUUAAGGAAGAAAACUUGAAACUGAAAUCAGAAAACCAAGUUCUUGGACAGUAUAUAGAGAAUCUGAUGUCAGCAUCUAGUGUUUUCCAAACAACUGACACAAAAAGCAAAAGGAAGUAAGGGUUGACACACAGAUGAUGUCAUUGUAUUGCUGCUGUCUUUUUUUUUGUUUCAAUUGGCAUAGGCUACAUGAGCUGAAAUACCUUAGUUUGUGGCUUUACUGGAUACUGGAAGAUUAUAAACUUUGGUGGUAAACAGAAUUAAGAACAUUAUCAUGAACAGGAGACGCAAGUCUGUGUAUUGUUAAGAUUAAGCAAUGUGCAAAUGUAGUGUAGAGACUUACUAAACUUUCAUAUUUGUUUUAAAAAUGAGCAUAUCUUGUUAAAAAUUGGAUUCCAUUUGUCAGGUUAAAAGUCUGUUGGCGCUCUGAGGUCGUAGGGUAGUGUUCUUGACUAGCAAAAUAAUA